This is a messenger RNA of Psammomys obesus (fat sand rat), 1637 nucleotides long. RefSeq names its product zinc finger protein 25 (gene Znf25). The record is from RefSeq and is a predicted model, not a curated record. The transcript has 6 exons. The coding region runs from base 130 to 1494 and encodes 454 amino acids. Gene Ontology annotation, molecular function: DNA-binding transcription factor activity, RNA polymerase II-specific; RNA polymerase II cis-regulatory region sequence-specific DNA binding. Gene Ontology annotation, cellular component: nucleus. Gene Ontology annotation, biological process: regulation of transcription by RNA polymerase II; central nervous system development. Lineage: Eukaryota; Metazoa; Chordata; Mammalia; Rodentia; Muridae.
UGCAUCCUCUUCUCAGCCUUCUGCAGCGGAGGACGCGGGAUCCCCUGACGCCGCUGUCACCCAGGAGACCUGAAACUGUGGCAUAUGACUUCGAAAGGGUAGAAGCCCCUUCUAAAAACACAGCGGAAAAUGAACAAGUUCAAGGGACCCGUGACAUUAAGAGAUGUUACUGUUGAAUUCAGCAAGGCAGAAUGGAAGCUACUGACCCCUGCUCAGAAGUCUCUGUACAAAGAUGUAAUGUUGGAGAACUACCGUCACCUGGUCUCUGUGGGUUAUCGUGUGGUUAAGCCGAGCGUGAUCUCCAAGUUGAAGAAAGGAAAAGAGCAGGAGCCGUGGAUAUUAGAAUUUUUACAUCGCAACCGUGGUGACAAGCAGCGGAAUGUUCGUGACCCCAAAGCCAAACACCAGGAACCCCAGGCUGGAACCUCAAGGAAAGAACUCACAAAACGCCGGAAAACUCCCGCCCAGCACGAAAGCUACGACUGUGGCGAGUGUGGAAAGUCCUUCUGCAAGAAGUCGGCCCUCACGGCGCACCAAGAGACACACACCAAGAGGUCCUAUGAGUGUGAGAAAUGCGGGCAGUCUUUCUAUAAGAGCGAAGACCUCACGGUCCACCAGAAAGUCCACACCAGAAAGAAGACCUACCCGUGUAAAGAGUGUAACAAAAUCUUCUACCACCUGUCCUCUCUCACUAGACAUUUGAGAAUCCACGCAGGGGAGAAACCCUAUGAAUGUAGCCAGUGUGAUAAGUCGUUCUACCAGAAGCCACACCUCACGGAACAUCAGAAAACACACACGGGGGAGAAGCCCUUCGAGUGUAAGGAGUGCGGGAAGUUCUUCUACGUGAAGGCCUACCUCCUGGUGCACCAGAAGACACACACGGGGGAGAAACCUUUCCAGUGUAAGGAGUGCGGGAAGUUCUUUUCUCAAAAGUCACACCUCACAGUCCACCAGAGGACGCACACGGGGGAGAAGCCCUACAAGUGCAAGGAGUGCGGGAAGCUCUUCUCUAGGAACUCACACCUCAAAACGCACCAGAGAACUCACACGGGGGAGAAGCCUUACAAAUGCAAGGAGUGUGGCAACUGCUUCUACCAGAAGUCAGCCCUCACUGUGCACCAGCGAACGCACACCGGCGAGAAGCCCUUCGAGUGCAGCAAGUGCGGGAAGACCUUCUACUACAAGUCAGACCUCACCAAGCACGAGAGGAAGCACACCGGGGAGAAGCCCUACGCGUGCGCCGAGUGUGGCAAGUGCUUCUCCGUCAACUCGGUGCUCCGAUUACACGAGAGGACGCACACGGGGGAGAAGCCCUACGAGUGCGAGGUGUGUGGGAAAUCCUUCUCUCAGAAGUCGCACUUUGUCAUCCACGAGCGAAAGCACACGGGGGAGAAGCCCUACAAGUGCCAGGAGUGCGGGGAAACCUACAUCCAGAAGUCACAGCUCACGGCCCAUCAGAAGACACACGCCAAGAAGGGGAAAGCUAGCAAAUAGGGCGAGUCCAGAACGCAUCCUUCUGCUCUGGUCCACACAGGAGGAAAACCUCCUAAAUAGUGAGAUAGUGAGGAAAAACUGUCAGCCAUGUUUUUCUGGGGUUUUUUUGGUUUGGUUUUGUUUUUUUUUUUUUGUUGUUGUUG